AUGGGCAACAAUGUCCCCAUGGUUGAGUUCCUGAGCAAGGGUUCAACCCUCACCAAUGUCACCAGCACCUCGAGGAUGAGCAUCGAGCUCACAGACCCCACGGCCGUCAGGGAAAAGCUGGCUGGAAUUCCGGAUCCGUCCCUGGGAGGCGGCAGCCUGAGGACGGGAACAGCCCUGGCCUUUGCCACCCGGAUCCUGUCCCGGCCGGACACGCGGAGAGAGGAGGCAGCAAAGGUGGUUGUUUUGAUCACGGAUGGGAAAUCCAGCGAUUCCGUGGAAGCCGAAGCCCAGGCCCUGCAGGAUCUGGGGGUGACGGUGUUUGCUGUGGCUCCCGUUCCCCCCGUCACCAACUUCCGGGUGGUGGAAGAAGGACCUUUCAGCCUGAAGGUGGCCUGGACCCCUCCCCCUGGGAAACUGGAGGGCUACAAGAUCUACAUCCCCAGGGUGAAACUCCUGCCUGUGGAAAACCUCUGGCUGCAGAACGAAACCACGGACACGCUCCAGGCGAGGUGGAGCCCGGUCCGGGGAGCGACGGGAUACAGACUCACCUGGACAUCAGCAGUGGCCUCGAGCACCGUCCGGAUGCUGAACGUGACUGAGAUUUCCACCAACAGCCUCCUGCUCUCCUGGGAUUCCGUCACCGGAGCCACCGGCUACAGAGUGGCUUGGGGUCCUACCCCAGAAUUCCUUGGCAAGGACCGUCCCCGCCACGUGGCCCUGGGCCGGUUGGUGACAUCCCAGCAGCUCCGUGCCCUGGCUCCCGACACCGAGUACGUGAUCUCCGUGUCCUUAAUACCCUCUCCAACUCCCCUGGGCUCCGUCCCCAACUUCAGGGUGAUGUCCCUCACCAGCACCAGCCUGUCCUUGGCCUGGGGGGCCACAGCAACUGCCACCAAAUUCCGAGUCACCUGGAGCGCCGUGGGAGCGGGAAAAGGAAAGCAGGUUGCCAAGACCCAGCUCCUGGGCAGCAGAGUGUUGGCUCAUCGGAUCGACCACUUGGAGCCGGACACCCCGUACAGGGUCGGAAUUCGGGCUGUUUUUGGCCGGACUGAGGGGCCAGAGGUCACCCUGACCCACCACACAGGUGGCUUGGAAUCCUCCCAGCUGGUUGGGGCAGAGGCAGCUUCCUUCACCAUCCCCGAGCUGAAGGAGGGCACCUCCUACACCAUCCACGUGUCCGGAAUGAUCCGUGGGCAGGAGGGAACCCCCGUGGUCCUCACGGCCAAAACCUCGGGAAUUCCCGGAGAGUCGCCGAGCGCUCCGGCGGCUCCGAUGACACCGGAUCCGAGGAGAACCCCAUCCAUGGCUCCCGGUAGCGUGGGGGACACUCUGCUCCCAGUAGCCACCUCUCCUAUCCCAGUGGCCACCACCACAAAGUCUUCAAUGAGCCCAGAGACCCCCCAGACCACCACCGGCGUGUCCCCACCGGCGACAACUCCCCCCGGGCCCGUCUGCGGGAAGCUCCGGGCGGACGUCGCGUUCCUGGUGGACGAGUCCUCGAGCAUCGGGCGGAGCAACUUCCACAAAGUGAAGGAUUUCCUCUUCCGGGUCGUUUCCUACUUCCCCAAGAUCGGCCCCGAGGGGACACAGAUUUCUGUUCCAGGCAUCCACAUCCUGGCCGUUGGAAUCUCGGGAGCCGAUCCCGUGGAACUCAGCCGGAUCCUGCCGCGGGAAAACCCCCGGAAUAUUGGGAAUAUUUUCUACGCCGGCACCUUCGAGGACCUUCCCCAGGUCCUGCGGGAGCUCAUCGAGGCUCUUUGUUCCCACCCUCUGCUCCCGGCUGGAAAGGUUGCCAAAAACGAGGCCACAGAGCCCUUUGGUGACUCGGAGACCAAGAUCCAGGAUCCUGAUCCAUCACCAGCCCAACCACACAUCCCAAAAGAGCAGGAGCCUUGUGGACCUUGGUGUUCCCAGAGCUCCAGGGCUCCGGCAGCUCCCGGCGGGUCCGACCCCAACGGCUCCACCACGAAGGGGGAGAAGGGGGAGAGGGGCGAGCCGGGAUACGUCCUGGGAGGAGUGGAGGUGAUUCCCGGCCGGAAUGGGCAGCCGGGCCCCCCUGGACCCAAAGGGCAGCCAGGCGUUCCUGGGGCGGCAGGACCGCCGGGAUCACCGGGAAUGCCGGGACCACCGGGAAUGCCGGGGCCUCCAGGGAUCUCCAUCAAGGGCCAACCAGGAGAUUCAGGAGCCAGGGGAAAACCUGGGUUGCCAGGCCCUGUGGGGCUCCAUGGAGUUCCUGGACUUCCUGGACCGCCGGGAGAAAAGAAUUCCGCGCUUGCCUCGCAGGGAAUGGCAGGAAUGGGAAUUCCUGGCGCUGCCGGCUCCAAGGGGGAAGAAGGAGAGCAGGGGCCGACGGGACCUCCGGGAGCACCAGGACCGAAGGGAAUUCCAGGAACUCCAGGGCAGAAGGGAGAGCAAGGAGAUCCUGGAGCAGCAGGACAGCCAGGAAUCCCGGGAGACAAAGGGGACAAGGGAAGUCCAGGAUUUGGGAUUCCCGGUCAGCCCGGGCUGAAGGGAGACACGGGAGACAGGGGGGAACCUGGACUGCCUGGAAUUCCUGGAAGUGUGAUAACUUCCCUGGAGAACAUCCUGAAAGGAGACAAGGGGGAUCCCGGGAAGGACGGAUUGAGAGGGGAAAGAGGCCCCCCAGGCCCAAAGGGAGAACCUGGUCCACCGGGCCGAGCCGUGGAAAUGGAGGACCUGGAGAAGCUCUUGGAAUCCCACGGGAUCAAGCUGUCCCUGCUGAAGGAACUCUCGGACGCGCUCCUGCGGGACGGGCCGGACGAGCUCCGGUGGCACUUGGGGACAUCCAGGAUGAGCCAGAGCUCCGGGAAGGGUCAGGCAGGCCUGGCUGGCACCAGCCAUGGUGAUACCCCGGGGUUGGAUCCUUUUCCCAGUGUCCUGGGCAGCCCUGAGGGGCCAGGAGAAGCCCAGAGCCUGGAGCUGGAACCUCUGGAAUUGCCGGUGUCCGGAGGAGUCUCCAAGGGUCCACCUGCUGGUGAUUCUCAGCCUGGGCACCAGUUCCUGGGAAACCCUCCCGAAUCCUUGGAGAAAACACCCGAGGAAAGGCAGGAGGAGAGAGACUCGAGAGGGACAAACUCUUCUCUCCUCGGGGGCUUGGCUGUGCCCCCAAAACUCCCAGGGGAUGAUCUGCAGGGAAAUCAGUCCCUGGAGCUUCCCGAGCCCUUGGAAAAGACGGAGGAAGCACAACCACAGCUGGAGGCCAGCCAGGAAAACCGGGAUUCAGGGAACAACUCCACAUUCCCGAGGCGCAUCCGGACCAGGAGAUCUCCCGAGGAACAAACGGAAAAAAUCCCUUUUCCCAACCCUUUGGAAGAUCCCGGAGGAUCCAACGCCCCUUUCCCGGCGGCUCCGGCCCCGAUCCAUCCUCCCGGAGCUCCGGGAGCUCGGAAAUUCCCGCCGGGAUCCACGGUGAUCCCUGGGAACCCUUUCCAUGGGAUCCUUCCGAUCCCUGGGAACUCCUUCAGUGGGAUUCAGGUGAUCCUUGGGAACCCUUUCCACAGGAUUCAGGUGAUCCUUGGGAGCCCCUUCCAUGGGAUUCAGGUGAUCCCUGGGAACCCUUUCCACAGGGUCCUCCUGACCCACGGAAACCCUUUCCAUGGGGUCCUUCUGAUCCCUGGGAAGUCCUUCAGUGGGAUUCAGGUGAUCCUUGGGAAUGCUUUCCAUGGGGUCCUACUGAUCCCUGGGAACCCUUUCCAUGAGAUUCUGGUGAUCCUUGGGAAUGCUUUCCAUGGGGUCCUGCUGAUCCCUGGGAACUCCUUCAGAGGGAUCCAGGUGAUCCUUGGGAACCCUUUCCAUGGGAUUCUGGUGAUCCCUGGGAACCUUUUCCAUGGGGUCCUGCUGAUACCUGGGAACUCCUUCCAUGGGAUUCUGGUGAUCCUUGGGAACCCUUUCCAUGGGGUUCUGCUGAACCCUGGUCUGGUGAUCCCUGGCAACACUUUCCAUGGGAUUCUGAUGAUCCCUGGUCUGGUGAUCCCUGGGCACUCCUUCAGAGGGAUUGAGGUGAUCUUUGGGAACCCUUUCCAUGGGGUCCUUCUGAUCCCUGGGAACUCCUUCAGAGGGAUUGAGGUGAUCCUUGGGAACCCUUUCCAUGGAGUUCUGCUGAUCCCUGCGAACUCCUUCAAUGGGAUUCUGGUGAUCCUUGGGAACCUCUCAGUGGGGUUCUGGAUUCAAGUGAUUCCUGGAAACCCUUUCCAUGGGGUCCUUUUGAUCCCUGGGAACUCCUUCAAUGGGAUUCAGGUGAUCCUUGGGAACCCUUUCCAUGGGAUUCUGCUGAUCUCUGGGAACCCUUUCCAUGGGAUUCAGGAGGAGGGAACGAUCCUGGCAGAUCCCCCUUCCCGGGGCCAAAAGGGAGAAACGGGAGCUCCCGGAAUGCGCGGGGACAAAGGAGAAAAGGGGCAGCCCGGAGAGGCGGGAAAACCCGGAGAAAAGGGCUCCAAAGGGGACACGGGAGAAGAAGGUCAGAAGGGAGAACCAGGAAUUGGGUUCAGAGGUCCCGUUGGUCAGGCUGGGCCACCUGGAUUUAAGGGCGAGCCGGGAGCCCCGGGACCUCCAGGAGCUCAGGGCAUCCAGGGCAUCCGCGGCAACGCCGGAAUUCCCGGAUCCCAGGGGGACAGAGGGGCUCCAGGUCUGCCUGGGAUGCCGGGACAGAAGGGGGAACGCGGGAGGAGAGGCCGGAAUGGAAUCCCUGGGCCCGCGGGAGCGUUGGGAUCGCCAGGAAAAGAGGGGAUUCCCGGGACACCCGGACCCAAAGGCAACAAGGGAGAAUCCGGCGUCGGAGUCUCCGGCCCCAGAGGUCCCCGUGGAAUUCCUGGCCCUCGGGGUGACGAGGGCAUCGUGGGACUCCGGGGUCCCGUGGGAAUGAUG
Molecule: messenger RNA, 4884 nt
Organism: Manacus vitellinus (golden-collared manakin)
Lineage: Eukaryota; Metazoa; Chordata; Aves; Passeriformes; Pipridae
Product: collagen alpha-1(VII) chain-like
Exons: 48
Molecular function (GO): protein binding
Source: RefSeq, a predicted model, not a curated record